AUGGAGGGACAUAUGGAGGGUUGUCAAUAUUUGGAUGUUGAUAGUAUGGAAGGAUUAGAGUCUUUAGAUGUUGAUAAUAGGGAAGGAUCGGAGUCAUUGGAUGUUGAUACUAUGAAAGGAUUGGAGUCAUUGCAUGUUGAUAGUACGGAGGUAAAAAACGAAGCACUUGAUGUGGAAGGCAUGAUAUGUGAAGGUGGGUGUAUCAAACAAAACUCAGAGCAGUUUAUGUCUCCCUUGAACUCAAUAGGUACAUUAGAGACAGUAGUGGGGAGUAAUAAUGUUAGUGGAAUGAAUAUUGUUGAACCUCCCAAGAUUGGAAUGAUAUUUAAGAGUUGGCAAGAUGUGGAAUCAUACUACAAAGAAUAUGCUCAGCAACAAGGAUUUGGAGUGACAAGGGCACAAGGUGUAUAUUCUAAAGGCGAAGUUAGAGACCAUAUUGCAACCACAUGGAAGUGUGAAUGCUGGGACAGACCAGAUAUGAGAGCGGUGAGGGAAGCAAAGAAGAGAGCUAAGGCUAUGGAUGUAUCUGGUUCGGUAGUUGGUGAUGUUGGGUGUGUUGAAGACCUAAGGCAACGCAAGAGAAAGUCAAAAAAAUGUCCGUGUCAAGCUAAGUUGUAUGCUAGUCUUAACCAUGACGGGGAGUGGGAGAUAAAGAAAGUGCAGCUAGAACAUACCCAUGAUCCAACACCACGGAAAGCAAAGUUAGUGAAAGAGUAUAGGAUGAGGAAAUUUAACUCUAGAGCUCGUAAGAACUUGCUUAACUUUUAUGAACAAGGUGUGCCAGUUACACAAAUUCAUGGGUGCUUUGCUUCUCAAGCGAAUGGAAACCUUGAGUAUACUGUGAAAGACUUACAACAUGAGUUUUACAAGGCAAGAAGGAAGAAAACCGCUGGAGACCGGGAGGGUAGGUUGAAGGAUGUCAUAUGGGUUGAUGGGCGUAGUAGGGCCGCUUAUGAAGAAUUUGGCGAUGUUGUCUGCUUUGAUGCUACAUACAUAACAAAUGAGUAUCAAUUACCAUUUGUUAAUUUUGUGGGAGUAAACCAACACGGUCAAACAAUACUACUGGGAUGUGCAUCGGUUGCUCAUGAGGACAUCGAUACAUUUAGAUGGAUAUUCCAGGAGUGGUUGUCAUGUAUGAAUAACAAGGUCCCUGUAGCAAUUCUGACUGACCAAGCCGCUGCAAUGAGAGGGACCAUAGAGGAGGUGUUGCCUUCGAUGCGUCAUCUAUGGUGCAUAUGGCACAUUAUGCGCAAAAUUCCCGAGAAACUAGGGAAAUGUGAAAGGUACAAAGAUUUUAAACCGGUUCUAAAGGCAGUUGUAUAUGAAAGUUUGAAUGUGGAAGAGUUUGAAAGUAGGUGGGUUUUGCUUAUUAGAGAAUAUGACUUGGAAAACAAUGAUUGGCUCUCAAGCCUAUACACUGAAAGGCACAUGUGGGUUCCUGCUUUCAUGAGAGACUACUUUUGGGCUGGUAUGAAGAAAACUCAGCGGGUGGAAAGUAUUACUAGUUUCUUCGAUGGUUUUGUGAAUCGGAAGACAAAGCUAUUUGAAUUUCCUGCCAAGUAUGCGAUGGCCAUGAGGAAGCGAGUUCGUGAUGAGUCAGCUGCAGAUGCAAAUUGUGCGAAAUAUGUAAGACGACUAGUCACUGGUUUCACGGCGGAGAAGUUUUUUCAAGGGUUGUACACAGACACUAAGUUUCGAGAGGUUCAAACAGAAUGUACUCGAAUCAUGCAUUGCUAUUCUAAGGAGAAGAAGAUGUUGGAUGCAAACAUAAUUGAGUAUGAAGUCGAAGACCGUGUAUGGAGUAUACCAGAAGGGAAAAGUGAAGAAGUCCUAACGGAUAGAAAGAAUCAUGUUGUCGAAAUACCUCAAAAAUACGUGGUGAACCGAUGGCGCAAGGAUAUUAAAAGGAAACACACCGAAGUUGAGGUGUCUUACCACAACUCGGAUGAAGAUGAGGUCAUGAAAAAAUACAAUAAGUUGUUGGGUGAGUUUGAAGAGUUAUUUGAUGAUGCUGAUUUGGUGAAUGAUGAAGCUGUAGAAUUGGUAAGUAAUGCUUUGAAGCACAUACGAAAUGAAUUGGAACAAUGUAGGCUUAAGAAGGCAGCAGAGAGUGUUUCAAUGUCAUGUCCGGAGCAAGGGAAAGUAUCCGGAUUGGAUGCUAGUGACACUCCGAACACCAUGGCUAUGCCAAAUACUAGAGAUGACACUGAAUUGGAGGAUCAAGUUGUGACUGUGAAAGAUCCUGUAAGAAAUAAAUCACCACGUGGGCGGCUAUACACCGAAGAGUACACUAAAACGGAGGAUCAAGUUAUCACUGUGAAAGAUCCUGUUAGAAUUAAGAAACCCCGUGGGCGUCCAAAGGGUUCAAGAAAUAAGACUCUUGCUGAAAUGAUACAAGGCAAGAUAAGGAAGAAUACUUCAGGGGUCAAAGGCGAGAAAGCUAAUGUUGGGCGAGCUGGUAAAGCAAAGAACAAGGAACAAACUGGUACACAUAAGAAAACUGGAAGACCAACAACCAAAAACCCGAUUGAAGGGAUUGUGAAGUUGUUAAAUGAGCUUGUGCCGAUAAAGGAGCUGUUAAGAACCGAAAGAUUUAUCAUUAGGAAGAGGAAGGCGGAAAAUGACCAGCGUAAGGCCGAUAACCAAAAGCAAGCUGCUACAAAGUCAUUGAAUGUAUGA
Messenger RNA from Chenopodium quinoa (quinoa), 2679 nucleotides. Its product is annotated as protein FAR1-RELATED SEQUENCE 6-like. NCBI's taxonomy places the organism in Eukaryota, Viridiplantae, Streptophyta, Magnoliopsida, Caryophyllales, Amaranthaceae. The transcript has 7 exons. Bases 1 to 2679 code for a protein of 892 amino acids. Gene Ontology annotation, biological process: regulation of DNA-templated transcription. The record is from RefSeq and is a predicted model, not a curated record.